Messenger RNA from Dovyalis caffra, 1068 nucleotides. The record is from the annotation of a GenBank genome assembly. NCBI's taxonomy places the organism in Eukaryota, Viridiplantae, Streptophyta, Magnoliopsida, Malpighiales, Salicaceae.
AUGGAGGAGCAGAAAGCAGGACGAAGUGAUAGCAUGAAGAGAAGUGAGUCAGAAUUGGCCCUUCAAGAAGUCAUCAAGAUCAACAACAACAACAGCACAACAACACAUGAUGCUAAUAAUGAUUUUUCUGCUGAGAUUGAUGGCUUCUUCAUUGGCAGUCCAAUUUCUGCUAAUAAACCAACAGUCAAAGAUAACCAAACCAGAGUAAAUACCAGUGGUUCGUCGCCUGAGCAAUCUGAUGAUGAAGAUGGUCCAUCUGAGCAAAGCACAGACCCUGUUGACAUAAAACGUAUUAGAAGGAUGGUUUCAAACCGGGAGUCGGCUAGACGAUCAAGGAAAAGAAAGCAAGCACAUUUGUCAGAUCUUGAAUUUCAGGUUGAUCAACUGACAGGAGAAAAUGCAUCUCUGUUCAAGCAACUUUCAGAUGCUACUCAGCAAUAUCGUUCUGCUGAAACGAAUCAUCGCGUGCUUAACUCAGAUGUUGAAGCUUUGAGAGCCAAGGUGAAGUUAGCAGAAGAUGUGGUUGCUCGAGGUUCCGUGACGUGUAGCGUUAAUCAACUUAUUCAGAAUCAUCUAACUUCAUCUCAACUACUCAAUAAUCCUAACUUACAUCUGAUGCCAAAUGUCUCGCCAACUAUCACAAUCCAGGGAGAUGAUGCAUCAUAUGCCGGACUGUCAGUGUCUGGACAGAAUUCAGGACUUGGGCUUGGAACUACGGAUAUCGGCAAUGGCAAUCUUCAGAGUGGCAUAUUAAGUGAUGCACCAGUCUGGGGUGCUGGAUUUGCAUGGUUUCUUCUCGGUGAAAGGUGGGGUGCUACUGGUUGGAUUGGGGCUGCUCUAGCGCUUUUCCUUUCUCAACAUGUGCGUGGCCAGCAAAUCCUACUUAGGAGAAGAUAUAGUCAGAGAAAUUCUAUUAAGAUUGCAGCCGCAAUCCUCGCUUCGCUUCCAGACAGUGUGCAAACACUGGUUGGCUCUCAUAACAAGCUCCGAAUUUAUUGCUGUCCACGGCCAACGUCGACCGAAGCUCUCUGUCGGGUUCACAUCCUGGUUGGAGUGGAAGAUACCUAA